AAUGAUAUAUCAUUUAUACUAUAAUUAAAUGUGCAAUAAUGCACAACUCUUCCAAGGCUCCAACACAGAAUAGUAAACCUCCACUAGCUAAUUGCUCGCAACGGUAUGAGUGCUUUUUGACCAUAUUUGGUAAACUUUGUUAUUUAAACAAUAACAAAACUCAUUGCUGACUAAGCGGCGAAAGUGGAUUGCAGCAAAGUCCAUCGACAAUCACCACACAAUCACAGAAUAGCGUUCGAAAUGGAUACAACGACGGUGCCGAGGGCGUCUGCUCGUAUGAUGACACCGGAAGAGCUGGUGAUGCAGUCGCUCACCAAACAAAUCUUCAAAUCGCGACUUUUUCGCGGCCACUACCUGGGACGCUAUUUCGUGGAGCAGAUCGGGGAUUAUAGAGACGUUAUUGCCUUGCAACGCAGCGAACGGGAACUGGAGAAACUUCUGAUCAGAGAUGCAGGCCAACUGCAAAUGUUUUACCAGCGCUGUGUGCCCAAUAUGUGGGUGGGCAUAUCAUAUGGUAGUCUGGGAAACUACAAGCACAUACCACAUCCUGCCCAACUAGAGACCUGCAUUUGGGCAGAGCUGAACGACUUGGCCCUUGGUGAAUAUUGGUUUAGUAUCAAAACGCUGCGGUUUCGGGAUCAGGAAGUGCUGCUAAAGCUCAAGACUGUAAGAGCUGUUGAGCCAGAGCCAAUGGCAACGCCGAGAAGAUCCGUCUCGAUAAACAGGACAACGGCAAGCAAUACCAUAACAGCAGCAGGCGAGAGUUCGACCACAGAGAGCCAGGUGACCGAUCAACCCCCUCCACUUGGUUUGGCCGACUUCUUGGAAGUGCUGCGGCAGUGGGGUGAAGGCAUCAAACAGACCACCUACGACUUUAUGGCGAACGAUGUAAACAAGCACAACAUCAUGGGCACAAUACGCUUCCUGGGUCUGCUCCUAUUCUCAAUAGGAGGCGGAGCCAUUGCUGCCUUGCGGUUCUUGGGAAUCUUCGCCGUGAGAUUCCUCUUUGAGCUAAGUCGGCUAUCACACGCCCUCACGCCCAUUCUGCUCCAAAUCCUGCAAUUUUUGAACAAUAUUGUGGGUGGCGUUUUUAUAUUGUUCACCAUGAUAUGGAAGGAUAUCAUAACCCGUGGUCAACCGCCAACCCCUAAGCAGCCGCUGGAAGGAAGUACACGCUUCAAAAGCAUCACCUACGAUCGUAGCGAUAGACGCCGUUGGCGAUGAUCCUCCAGCAAAAGUGGAAUGGCCUAGCAUGUCUUGUAUUUAAUAUAAUAUAUAAGGUGAACGAGAAUUAAAUUGUAAUUGUGUUACUAGCGUUAAGCAACCUGAAACCCCACUCAGAUCGAUCCGAUUAUGUAGAAAUUUGUUUCCAGAUUGUAAGCCAAAAAUGCAAUGCAUAUAUUAAAUUAUUCGAAAAUCUUUUGAA
Messenger RNA from Drosophila persimilis, 1426 nucleotides. RefSeq lists its product as uncharacterized. The transcript has 2 exons. NCBI's taxonomy places the organism in Eukaryota, Metazoa, Arthropoda, Insecta, Diptera, Drosophilidae. Bases 241 to 1224 code for a protein of 327 amino acids. The record is from RefSeq and is a predicted model, not a curated record.